Messenger RNA from Limanda limanda (common dab), 1468 nucleotides. RefSeq names its product phospholipid phosphatase 2a (gene plpp2a). The transcript is spliced from 6 exons. Gene Ontology annotation, biological process: phospholipid metabolic process; signal transduction; phospholipid dephosphorylation. The record is from RefSeq and is a predicted model, not a curated record. NCBI's taxonomy places the organism in Eukaryota, Metazoa, Chordata, Actinopteri, Pleuronectiformes, Pleuronectidae. The coding region runs from base 244 to 1128 and encodes 294 amino acids. Gene Ontology annotation, molecular function: phosphatidate phosphatase activity.
UCCACCGGGACGCAGCUGCUGCUCACCUGAAGCGACGCAGCGCGGACAGACAGACAGACGCACGGCCGACAGGUAGUCACAGGAGCCGGAAGAACAAGGACUGGGUGGACUUGUCCUCAUGGUAUUUCCCCCGUCCCCCUCCCCGUCCCCGAGAGUCCCUCCAGCUGCUUCUUCCAUUUCUUCACUGCGACCCUUUCUGCUUUUAAACGCGUUCUUUUUUUGGGGUAUAAUUAAUGAAAGUGAAUGGAGGCUGUAGAAGGAACCAUGAGCGAGCAGGGCAGGAAGAAGCUGAUCCUGAUCGUGGUGGAUAUUCUGUGCGUGACUGCGGCCGCUCUGCCCUCGGGCAUCCUGACGCUGACGUUCAGCCCGUACCAGAGAGGAAUCUACUGCGAUGACGAGAGCAUCAGCCGUCCCUACCGCAGGGACACCAUUUCCCACGGGGCCAUGGCUGCGGUCACCAUCUCCUGCUCCAUCAUCAUCAUCACCACGGGAGAGGCGUACCUUGUGCACACCAAACGGCUCCACUCCAACUCCCAGUUCAACCAGUACCUGUCCGCUCUCUACAAGGUGGUGGGCACCUUCCUGUUCGGAGGAGCCGUCAGCCAAUCCCUGACCGACUUGGCCAAGUUCACCAUCGGCCGUCCCCGUCCAAACUUCCUGGCCGUGUGCGCCCCGGUCAGCUGUAGCGGAUACAUGCCGCACAUCAACUGCACGGGAAACCUCCGCAACGUGACUGAGUCCAGGUUAUCGUUCUACUCCGGCCACUCGUCCUUCGGGAUGUACUGCAUGCUCUUUCUGUCGUUCUAUCUGCAGGCCCGGAUGCAGGGGAAGUGGACGCGACUGGUUCGACCGACCAUCCAGUUCUUCCUGGUGGGUUUUGCUCUGUAUGUGGGAUACACGCGUGUUUCCGACCACAAACAUCACUGGAGCGACGUGCUGGUGGGGCUGCUGCAGGGGGCGCUCAUCUCUGUUCUCACUGUUCGUUACGUCUCUGACUUCUUCAAGCAGCGACUUCCUCCCUGCACGCCGCCAGACACGGCUGAGAUCGAACCCCUGGAGCGGAAGCCGAGCCCGCAGCCUCGCGACUCGCAGCACGGGAACCACUACAACUACCCCGGUCCCGUAUGAGCACAGGACUGAACUCUCACUAACCCGGGCCGACGCGCUCAAACAGAGGCUCGGUCACCAAAAGUCGUGCAUUUGGAAAAAAGAAAAGAGAAAAUAACCACAACACGCUGCGGUAACCACUAACUGGAUAUUCAGACCUUCUCCACUCCGGAACCUCCCAACACUUUCAGAUUUCUAUAACCUGUCGGAACAGAAGCUCCAUCGCCUGCAUUUCCGUCAGUUUGGGUUUGUGUGUGUGUGUGUGAUCAGUCGAAACUGAUUUUAUGGUGUUAUUGUGUAGAUGUGAAGCGUGUUCGGUUUGUAAGCGUGCAAUGAUCAUAUAUAUAUAUAUAUAUAUAUA